GAGCCCUUGGCGGCGCUGCCCGGGGAUGCUAGUCCGAGAGCAAGCAGAGGAACGACGCACCCGAAUCGCGCAUUCACGAGCCUCGGACCCUUUGGAACCCAGAGUACGCCCAACCUCAAAGUCCCAUCCUCCAUGGCUCCCGGAGAGAAGAUCAAAGCCAAAAUCAAGAAGAAUCUGCCCGUGACAGGCCCUCAGGCGCCGACCAUUAAAGAGCUGAUGCGGUGGUACUGCCUCAACACCAACACCCAUGGCUGCCGCCGCAUCGUGGUAUCCCGUGGCCGCCUGCGCCGCCUCCUCUGGAUCGGGUUCACACUGACUGCUGUCGCUCUCAUCCUCUGGCAGUGCGCCCUCCUCGUCUUCUCCUUCUAUACAGUCUCUGUUUCCAUCAAAGUCCGCUUCCAGAAGCUGGAUUUUCCUGCAGUCACCAUCUGCAACAUCAACCCCUACAAGUACAGUGCUGUGCGCCACCUUCUAGCUGACUUGGAACAGGAGACCAGAGAGGCCCUGAAGUCCCUGUAUGGCUUUCCAGAGUCCCGGAAGCGCCGAGAAGCAGAGUCCUGGAGCUCUGACUUGGAGGGAGCACAGCCCAGAUUCUCCCACCGGAUCCCACUGCUGCUCUUCGAUCAGGACGAGAAGGGCAAGGUCAGGGACUUCUUCACAGGGAGGAAGCGGAAAGUCAGCGGGAGCAUCAUUCACAAGGCUUCAAAUGUCAUGCACAUCGAGUCCAAGCAGGUGGUGGGAUUCCAACUGUGCUCAAACGACACCUCUGACUGUGCCACCUACACCUUCAGCUCGGGGAUCAAUGCCAUUCAGGAAUGGUAUAAGCUGCACUACAUGAACAUCAUGGCACAGGUGCCUCUGGAGAAGAAAAUUAACAUGAGCUAUUCUGCCGAGGAGCUGCUGGUGACUUGCUUCUUUGACGGAGUAUCCUGCGAUGCCAGGAAUUUCACCCUUUUCCACCACCCAAUGCAUGGGAAUUGCUACACUUUCAACAACAAAGAAAAUGAGACCAUUCUCAGUACCUCCAUGGGGGGCAGCGAAUAUGGGCUGCAAGUCAUUUUGUACAUAAAUGAAGAGGAAUACAACCCGUUCCUUGUGUCCUCCACGGGAGCUAAAGUGAUUAUCCAUCGGCAGGAUGAGUAUCCCUUUGUUGAAGAUGUCGGAACAGAGAUCGAGACAGCAAUGGUCACCUCUAUAGGAAUGCACCUGACAGAGUCCUUCAAGCUGAGCGAGCCCUACAGUCAGUGCACGGAGGACGGGAGUGACGUGCCAAUCAGGAACAUCUACAAUGCUGCCUACUCGCUCCAGAUCUGCCUUCAUUCAUGCUUCCAGACAAAGAUGGUGGAGAAAUGUGGGUGUGCGCAGUACAGCCAGCCUCUACCUCCCGAAGCCAACUACUGCAACUACCAGCAGCACCCCAACUGGAUGUACUGUUACUACCAACUGCAUCGAGCCUUUGUCCAGGAAGAGCUGGGCUGCCAGUCUGUAUGCAAAGAAGCCUGCAGCUUUAAGGAGUGGACACUAACCACAAGCCUGGCACAAUGGCCAUCCAUGGUUUCGGAGAAGUGGUUGCUGCCCGUUCUCACUUGGGACCAAGGCCGGCAAAUAAACAAAAAGCUCAACAAGACAGACUUGGCCAAACUCUUGAUAUUCUACAAAGACCUGAACCAGAGAUCCAUCAUGGAGAGCCCAGCCAACAGUAUUGAGAUGCUUCUGUCCAACUUUGGUGGCCAGCUGGGCCUGUGGAUGAGCUGCUCUGUUGUCUGCGUCAUUGAGAUCAUCGAGGUUUUCUUCAUCGACUUCUUCUCUAUCAUUGCCCGCCGCCAGUGGCAGAAAGCCAAGGAGUGGUGGGCCCGGAAGCAGGCUCCCCGCUGUCCAGAAGCUCCCCGCAGCCCACAGGGCCAGGACAAUCCAGCCCUGGAUAUAGACGAUGACCUACCCACUUUCAACUCGGCUUUGCACCUGCCUCCAGCCCUAGGAACCCAAGUGCCCGGCACACCGCCCCCCAAAUACAAUACCUUGCGCUUGGAGAGGGCAUUUUCCAACCAGCUCACAGAUACCCAGAUGCUGGAUGAGCUCUGAGGCAGGGUUGAAAAGACAGAUCUAGUCAGGACCACCAGCCAGUGUCUAAGGGCAUGGACUGGGUCCGGGUCCCCCUAGAUACACAGGGAUCCUUCUGCCCCACUCUGGGCUUUUCAGAGACUCCGACCAAAAAGCCUGCUUUAAACCACAAGAUGGGGCCUGGGCAUGUGUAGGAGGACCCAUCUGGCAUGACGCAGCAACACUCACAGCUGUCCAGGAUGAGAUAAAUCCCAGGACCUGAACUCUUAGCACAUCACUAGAGACUGGAGGCUGAGGCAGUGGUGCUCGCCCAAGCAAAGGCCAGAGUGAGGACUGAUGCAGCUCCCCACGGGUCUUGAGGAGGAAGGACUCCUCCAAAGUUCCAGGCUGAGGGUUUCACCCAUACUGACAGCCUGGGCUGGAGCCCAAGGAUAUUGAGUAUCAAGGCUGGACAGCUACUGCCAGAUGCCAAAGAGAGGAGAAAGUGCCAGCCCCGACGAUGGAGCCGUUUGUGAAUAAACUGUUCUUAGUCAUUG
Cebus imitator (Panamanian white-faced capuchin) is the source of this 2597-nucleotide messenger RNA. RefSeq names its product sodium channel epithelial 1 subunit gamma (gene SCNN1G). The record is from RefSeq and is a predicted model, not a curated record. Gene Ontology annotation, biological process: sodium ion transmembrane transport. Gene Ontology annotation, cellular component: membrane. Lineage: Eukaryota; Metazoa; Chordata; Mammalia; Primates; Cebidae. The transcript has 13 exons. Gene Ontology annotation, molecular function: ligand-gated sodium channel activity. The coding region runs from base 133 to 2082 and encodes 649 amino acids.